Trichogramma pretiosum is the source of this 1368-nucleotide messenger RNA. RefSeq lists its product as uncharacterized. The record is from RefSeq and is a predicted model, not a curated record. The coding region runs from base 198 to 980 and encodes 260 amino acids. The transcript is spliced from 4 exons. Gene Ontology annotation, molecular function: nucleic acid binding; zinc ion binding. NCBI's taxonomy places the organism in Eukaryota, Metazoa, Arthropoda, Insecta, Hymenoptera, Trichogrammatidae.
UACGCAGUCUGCAACAAUCCUGCGGGCGCGAACGACUCACGAGCGUUAUUACGUCGUUUCUUUGUCUGUAACCCAAGUUUCAUUUGUCGCUGAGUCAAGGAAUCGUCGACAGUUUGAAAAUUAAAUCGGUUAUAAAGUCGCGUAUUGGUGCAGUCCACUAUCAAUCCACUUGUUGAACUGGAAGUUAUUUCUUGAUCAUGGUUAAUGUGAAUAUGAAGAUGAGCGACGAAGGUUUUCAAAACAAUGAAUUGAAGAAAGCUAAAGCACCAAGAGUAAUCAUAAAAUUGACUGAGCAUUCACGAUUGAAAAAAUCAAAUACAAAGCCUUCAACACCAAAAAGUUCAUCAUCGCUAUCUGAAGAGCCCAUCAAGAGUACCCCAAAAUCAUCUCUUCCUGCAGAGGAUAAUAUUAUAGCAACUGCAAAAAUUUCUACUAUUUUAAGAAAACUACGUCUCUCUCAAAGUAGUUGUGAAGAAGAAAAUGAUGAAGGGUCAAAAUGCGUUAUUAAACAAACAUAUCAAUAUGAUAAUGGAUUUCAGUCAUUCAAAAAUCAAAAAGCUGAUGAGGAUAGUAACUUGCAACAAAAAAACUAUGGGCAAUCCAGGAUGUGCCAACCACAUCAAUCUAGAGUGAAAAACGGAUCAAACUCAAUUUAUAUCGAAAGAAAACAAGUUGUGCAAGAUAAUUUUAAAGAUUGUAAGUUAAACAACAAAUCCACAUUAUCUCCUACUGUGUCAAAAACUUCAACAAUCUAUACAGAAUCAAAUCAAGAUAGCAAGUGCUCCAAUUGUAAAAGUCCAGAACACAACUAUUUAAAAUGUCCAGAACCUCAAAAAGUAAAAUGCUAUCGUUGUGGUUGGGGCUAUGUUACUCAAGAAAACUGUCCUUUCUGUACAGGAACACUUGUAAGACCAGGUUCAACCGUACGUGUGCCUGUUGGAGGUGAUCUUAAAAAAAAAUAUCCUGGUGUUCCGUUAUAAGGAAAAAAAAUUAGAGACAUUGAUGAAAAUAUUUGUGACUCAAUAUUGUGAUUUGUAGCAUUGGAUGCUAAUUUAAGAAUCCUUCAAUUAUUAUACACUACAUACAAAAAACCUUAUUCAAAUAAUUUGGUUGAAUGUAUAUUAAUGUUAAGAAAUUUCUAUAAAAAAGUAUUGAUAUUUCUAUUAAAUAGAAAUUGUAAUCAUCGUAUUAUUAUCUAAUUUUUUUACUGUUUAAAAAUUAAUGGAACUAAAAUAUCUAAUCAUGAAAUUUUAAAUGAGAAUAAUCUGUAAUGUAGAAAAACUUUUGUUGUUUCGUUAGUUUGGUACUAUUGCAAGAACUUUGUAAUUAAAAACUAAUCAUGAAAUAAAUAUAACCUUAAAAACCAGA